Molecule: messenger RNA, 447 nt
Organism: Octopus bimaculoides (California two-spot octopus)
Lineage: Eukaryota; Metazoa; Mollusca; Cephalopoda; Octopoda; Octopodidae
Source: RefSeq, a predicted model, not a curated record
AUGGACUAUUUUUUAGGCAGAAUCCUCACCCUGCUUCUUAUUACUGACCGUGGCGAUUGUAAAAAUUACCGUGGAAUAUUUCUUCUCAGCACUGUUGGAAAGACCUUUGCUCGUGUUAUCCUGUCCAGGCUACAACUGCUUGUUUCUCGAAUUUAUACUGAAUCGCAGUGUGGCUUUAGAAGAAGCAGAUCAGCUAUUGACAUGAUAUUCUCCAUACGCCAACUUCAGAAGAAGUCCAGAGAGCAGAAAAUGCCAUUAUAUAUGGCUUUCAUUGAUCUGAAAAAGGCCUUUGACUUGGAUAAACAAGUAAGGGGUCGAUAUCCACCACUAUCAUUGCUACAAAAACUGGAAACUGUUUUAGCUGAAGAAUGGACAAAAGUUCGUUUGGAAACAAUUCGUAGAAUUCCAGCUGUACUUAUUGCCAAAGGCGGUUCUACCCCAUAUUAA